Platichthys flesus (European flounder) is the source of this 4963-nucleotide messenger RNA. It is a transcript of the gene rbm27, whose product is annotated as RNA binding motif protein 27. NCBI's taxonomy places the organism in Eukaryota, Metazoa, Chordata, Actinopteri, Pleuronectiformes, Pleuronectidae. Gene Ontology annotation, biological process: mRNA processing. Gene Ontology annotation, molecular function: metal ion binding; RNA binding. The record is from RefSeq and is a predicted model, not a curated record. Gene Ontology annotation, cellular component: nucleus.
ACCUGCCAGUGAAGAGACCGAAGGCCUGGGAGCUUCUAAAUUCAUAGACGAUGAGAGCAGCCUCGUCCCAGCGCACCUCCGUGUUAUAGACAGUGUCCUAGUUCUUCUCACGAUGAUCAUAGAGAAUGUGGAAGCCCUGAAGUCGUGGCUUGCAAAACUCCUGGAGCCAAUAUGUGAUGCUGACCCGUCUGCGUUAGCCAACUAUGUCGUGGCUCUGGUGAAAAAGGACAAAGUGGAGAAGGAUCUGAAAGCCCUUUGCGCUGAUCAGCUUGAUGUGUUCUUACAAAAAGAGACAACAGGAUUUGUUGAUAAACUUUUUGAAUGUCUGACGACCAAGAACUACCUGGGAAGUCCCGCUGCCAAGGAGACUCCUAAAGAGGAGGUCAAACCGCCGGCAGCCAAGCCAGAUGCUGUGGAGGCUGAAACACCAGAGGAUGAGAGAGAAAACAGGUGGAGGAGAAGUCCUCUGAGAAAUCGCUCUGACUUUGAGUCCAGGACCCCCACUGAUAGCAACCAGUGGGAUCGAUCCUCCCAACCACCAAUCGGCAAUCGCUCCUUCUCCUCCUGGUGGACCGCCUGGUGUGGGACGGCCACCAACUCUUCCUCCUCCUCCUCCUCCUCAACAACAACCUCCUCCUCCUCCUUCGUCCUCGUCUGUGUCCCUUCAUCCCCAAUAUGUCCAGUCUGAAUAUAACUAUGAUCCGGAGGGCUACAACCCAGAAUCCCCAGCCCUGACUACAUCAGGUCGUAACCAGUACCGUCAGUUCAUUCCCCGAGUGCAGACCCAGCGCUCCAACCUCAUCGGCCUCACCUCCAACGAAGGACAAGGACAAGGACAAGGAUCCAGAGCUGCAAACAUAGUGAUUCAGACAGAGCCAGUCCCUGCAGCCAGUGCUCCUGGAAGUAACGUGCCCCGUUUCAACGCCGAGCUGGACAACAGGAAGAGAACCAUGGGACAUAGUGUAGCUGAAGGACCAGCAGUUAAAAAACCCUGGAUGGACAAGACAAACUUUAACAACCAACAUAAGAACAGCUUUCCUAAGAGGAAUCACUAUGUGAACACAAAGCUGGAGGUUCGAAAGAUCCCUCGAGACCUCAACAAUAUCACCAAGCUUAACGAGCACUUCAGCAAGUUUGGAACCAUCGUCAAUAUACAGGUUGUGUUUGGUGGAGACCCGGAGGCAGCGUUGAUUCAGUACACAAUGAAUGAAGAGGCCAGGCGGGCCAUAUCCAGCAUCGAGGCGGUCCUCAACAACCGCUUCAUCCGUGUGUACUGGCACCGCGAGCCCGGCACCAACCCCACAGGGCUUCAGCAGCCGGAGCAGAGCUCAGGGAGCCAGCUGCCUGGUUUGACCCCCAGCCAGGGGCCGCAGCACAGCAACAUGCAUAAGGGAAUAAAACAGCACUGUCCAGCCGCCUAUGUGUUGAACAAGACUGUACCAAAGCACCGCCUGCCAGCAGCGGCUGGGGCCACCGGUGGAACCAGGCCAGACCACCUGAACCCAAACACAGAAGCCGCCUAUAUGGCGAACCCCCAGAAGAACCCCUACACUUCCACAGCCCUCAAGUCGUCCUCAAAGAGCUUUGGGAGAACGGGAAAAGCACUAGAGGCACAGGAAGUCCUCAAGAAGAAACAGGAGGCAUUAAAACUACAGCAGGACAUGAGGAAGAAGAAGCAGGAGAUGUUACAGACACGGAUCGAGUGUCAGAAGACCCUGAUAAACCGUCUGGAGAAGAACCGAGGGAUGAAACCCGAGGAAAGAGCCAACAUCAUGAAGACCUUGAAGGAGAUGACGGACAAGAUCACGCAGCUGCAGAAUGAGUUGAAUCCUUACUCCAAAUCCAACCACAGUCAGUCCAAGACCAAGACUGAUGCCCAGAAGGAACUGCUGGAUGCAGAGCUGGACAUUCACAAGAAGAUGAGCUCCGGAGAGGACACGACAGACCUCAAGAGAAAACUGGGGCUGUUACAAGUGGAGGCGACGCGGCUGGGCCUGAUCCGGCCUCCCACAGGUCGAGGUCGGGGUCGAGGGAAGAUGGCCCAUGAGCCUGGCCCGAUGCACAUGGGCCGGGGGAGGGGCCGGAGCCGGGAGAUGAUGGCUCGCGGCGGGGCCGUGAACCGUAUGUCGGUCGACCACCGACCCAGAGCCCUGGCUAUUUUGGGGGUCACUCAGCAGGAGAAGGAGGAGCUGAUGCCGCACUUUGUGAAAUACGGGGAGAUUGAGGAUUUCCGUGACCAAGAUGCUAACAGUGUCGUCAUGACCUUCAAAACACGAAGCGAAGCAGAGAAUGCAGCGAACCAGGGAGCUAAGUUCAAAGGUCGAGUGCUGCAGAUUUCCUGGUACAAACCCAAGACCCCCUCUGUAAACACGGAGCCAGAGGAGGAAGAGGCUAAAGACGAGGACAAUAAGAAGGAAGUUGGCUCUUAUAUGCCUGGUGAGGAAGAGGAGGAGGAGGAAGACGACGACGAAGAAGACGAGUAUGAAAGCCGAUCAUGGAGGCGGUGAAGGCUACCUGAUUCGCCCGUCACCUGCUCCUCAGUGAAAUCAGUACUUACCCUGACAUGAACAUAAAAUCGAUUCAACGGAACUCACAUUUUUUUAUUUCCUUUCCAGUAUUUUCAAACUAAGUCAUUUUAAACUCUUAUCGAAGUAAAAAAAACAUCUUUACUUUAUUGUACAUCGCAAGAAGUUUAGGGGGGUCGACGUGUUUUGUAUCCCUCGACUAAACAAUUAUUUAAAACAUCUCACUUUUGCUGAGAAAGAUAAAUGUUAAGUUGUUCUUAUAGAUAGAAAAAGAAACCUAUGUAAGUUGGAGUGUGCUUACCAGAUGAUUAAUAUCAGUAAUGCACAACAUUUGUGUCUACUGUGAAUAGGUAUUUUUAUACAUACUGUAUUUAAGCUCUUUUCUCACCAGUUUUUUGAAAGACCUUGUCCUCGGUUCAGGGACAGCCAUUCCAUCACCAACAGAACGUUCUCUGUCGCUGCCGGAGAGAAACUUAUUUAUUUUCCCACUGGGCCGUACCUAUAUUGGCACAGUUUGGUAUGGUUCCUCACAUUUCUUUGACAGUGGCCUCUGUGUGCUGGCAUGAACCCAGUCUAGUUGGUGCAUGUUGUAUUCCUAAACAAGCGGAGCCACUCCCCUCCCAGCACCCAAAGGUGCUGAUGCUGUACCACGACCACAUUCGAGCCAGUGCAGGUACAGACGGAUUCCAGUGCAAUAGAAAAGAACAACAACGAUGUUUACAAAUUACCACGUCCAUGCACGUCACAGACAGGUUCUCCCCCCUUGUGUGUUUUUUGUCCUUCACUCAAUGUCCGGUGCCACUCUUGUGUAAAUACAAACACCAUCAACUGGUGUUCUACAUUUUCUAAGAGUCUCCAACAUUUUCCACUUGUUCUACCCUGUCAAACAAAGGCCCUGACAGGACAAGGACCAGAUCACCCAUUUAAAAAUUCUACAUAAAAUGUGAGAUCCAUAGACAGGUGACUGAAUGUAAUACUGAACAGUUGAUUUUUUAUAUAUAUAUAUAAAUAUAUAUAUUUAGUUUCUUUGCCUUAAACAAUCAGCAGAUGGCUGAAUUUUUACAAGAUUUGUGAUUUACUUUUGUAAAUUUUGUAAAUGCUUGUGAGAGAAACUACAGUGUUUUGUUUUGAGUUUAGUUUUUUCUCUCAUGUCAUUUGAAACGAAUGACCAGGCUGUUUUCAGGUAGAGCAGGUCGAACCAGAGAGGCAGGAGUUCUGCAUUCGUGAGCACAAAGCCACGCCGUCGUUUCUCUGAAGUUUGUCAUAUUGUUUAAAGAAACAUUCAGAGCUGCUCUGAUCUGUGGGAAUCACUCUGUAGAAAGCCACCAUAGGAAAAGGACGGAUGUGGUGUCCUGCAUGCACCUCCCACUGCUAGGUGUCCAUUAGUGCAGCUUUGUCUACAGCUGACUAUGGUCACACAGUGCUCUAAACCCACAACCACAGUGUGCACCUUUCAUGUCAACAGAACUAGUUUAACCUUUAACACAGACUGUGCGUUAGAACCCUCAGGGUGGGAGGAACGAGAAUCAAUUAAUUGUGUGUAAAUGUGCUCAAUGCAAGAUAACACUUUAUUUUUUCUUUCUUUUGCUGCUCCCCUCAAACAACUAACAACGUUUACACGCAGCCUCACGAAGUGUCGUCAGACGUAUGCUUAUCAUAACUCGAGUAAGCUGAUCAUAUCCCGGGGACCUAACCAGUCGGAGGGCAACAGUCAUGCAGGCAGGAAUCUGUGUGUGAAGUAUUUCCCCUGCAUGUGAACACAGUGAAUCCUUUUCCUCCCAUCUACUGUGACGGUAGCGUUUUCUUUUUUGGGAUUUCAUAUGUCACUGUUGCUCCGAGGCCUCUUGCCAUCGGCGUCACUGUCCCAGUCGAACGUUUUGAGUUCACCGUCACUGUCAGGAUGAGGUGUUUAGGUUGGCGAUGAAAAGCUGAAACUUUUCCCUUCGCACUCCAUACUUUCUUAUGAUUUGCUCGUGGCAGUUUUAGAGGACAAACCGAUACUGGCAGGGUUCUCGCUUGUGUUAGUGAUGACGCAGAGAUGGUCUCUCUCUCCCCCACUUUUUUGUACUAUCUCCUGUAUGCUACUAUCACACUAGUGUAAAAACAAAUGUAAAAUGUUUAUUGGAUAAUAGUUUUGGAUUUGUAACUGUUUAUAUUUGCAGGGUGUGGAUGUAUUUUCUUCAUGUAUUUUGUUUGUAAAAAUGGAUUUCUAAUUUACAAGCAUGUUUGCUUUUGCCAAUAAAGAUGGAGGAAUGGGGUGCUUAGAAGAAGAUACAAAAAAAGAAAGAAAAGUGAAAAAAAAAAAACAAUAGUUGCAAUUGGAUCUUGGAGGGAAAAAAAUGACAUUUUGAGUUGAAAGAAAACUGACCAAAAAAAGAAGUCGACAUUGGCAAAGAAAAAAAAUCAAACAAAAGCAUUCCUGAAAAUAUGAACUGAAA